AUCAUUCCGUAGGAUAAACUUUACUCCAAAACACCCACACUCAAAGAGCUAAGGAAAAGUGGCACAGUUUAUAUGAAAAGUUGAGCUAGAAGUUGGUCGCUACAAGUCAGCUACUCCUUAAAUAGGGAAAAAAUUGGAAAUUUGCUUAACAAAUUAGACAAUUGUGCUAUUUCUUAAAUUCACUGUGAUUCUUCUACUUGGCAGUCCGUCGCUCAGUUGUCUAUUGUCAAUUAAGCAGAUUAGCAGCACAUUCAACCCACAAUUAGAGCAGAAUCUCUGUCAGAAUCUCCAUAAUUCCAAGGCACCAUCAUAAAUUGUGUUUAAUGAGGGGCUGCCCACACUCCCGAUUUCCUUUGUGCCAUAUACAUACAUAAGUCCAAGUCCCUUGUUCAGCUGGAGAUGCUAGAAGUAUCAGAUCUAGUCACUAGAUCACUAUGAAACCAAUUGACGGACCCCUUAUCGAUGAACUGAAUCGCCUGAUCUUUCGUAGCCCCAGCUACAUAAAAAGUCGCAGCAAAAAACGCUAUGAGGAGGAUCCGGACAAUGCCUGGAACUGCUGCUCCUGGUGCGAGUACUUGCUGAUCGUCAUCCUGUCCACCAUCCUGCUGGUGGGCGUCCUGGUGCUGACCCUCUUCUGGGUGAUGUUCUACCGCGAUGGCUUCGCCUGGUCGGAGAGUCCCAAGCAGCAGUUCAACCUGCAUCCCAUCCUGAUGAUCGCCGGCUUCGUGACGCUAUCCGGAUUUUCCAUCUUAAUCUAUCGACUGUGCCGAUGCGUGAAGCACAUCUAUGUGAAACUGAUCCACAUGUUCUUCCAUGCCGUGGCCAUUCCGUGCAUCGCCCUCGGCUUCCUCUCCGUGUUCGACUCCCACGAGGCGUUGCAAAAGGUCAACUUCUAUAGCCUCCACUCGUGGCUGGGCUUCGUGACAAUGGGCAUGUUCGUGCUCCAGUUUGUGAUUGGCUUCUUCAGCUUUCUGGUGAUGUUGUGCUGUGAGAACAAGACCUAUAGCUGCCGCUCCGCCAUGGUGCCCAUCCACGCCAGCUUGGGCCUGGCCAACUUCUGGCUGGCCAUUGCCACAUCCGUCACGGGUCUGAUCGAGAAGGAGCGCGAAACCGUCAACGAGGCGGGCGUAAGCUCGGAGAACAAGCUCAUCGAGCACUAUAUCACCAGUGCCAUCGGGGUCACCCUGAUCUUCAUCGGCAUCAUCGUGACGUUUGCGGUGCGGCGGUCCAAUGCACCCGCCUCCGCAAAGGUUUACGUGACGGAGCGCAUUUAGACGGACCGCCCGGCUCGUCGGAGCCGCAGUCGCCGGAUUCGGUCCACGGCCAGGACGGGAAGCGAGUGGCAGCAGGUGUAUCCGAGGAUCGGGAGGGGCGUGACGGGGACGGAGCCCGGGCAUUUGGCCUUGGGGAGGCGAAUCCACGUGGCCCUUUCGGAAGGCUUUGCGCACAGAGACCACGCUUCAGCAUCUCUAUCCGAACCCUUUGUAACCUUUUAUAUGCCAAAUUAAAUCCUCUUCAUACACUUAGACUACUCCACAAAAACGUCGCUAAUCAAAAUCUUUACUCCCUUUUAACCCCUCCGUAGAUGUGUAGGAUUAGGAAUCUCAGAAAAGAGCCGACCAAGCAAGCAAAUCUAAUCAAAAUUAAAGUGUUCAGUCGAACUUACUGAUGCAUUCAGCAUUCAGCACUCACAAGCAUGAUUCGCCAGUUUUUUGGUACUAUACUACUAUAGUAGAAUUUUGAUAUAAGCCCAUGUAACUAGUGUAUGUAGCGUACCACGUAACGCAUUGAACGUAUGCACUCGGACUCAAAACUGUCGCAUUUGAUGUUUAUUUUGUAAUCGUGCAAGUAUUUGUAUUUCAUAAUGCGUAAGCUGUAAAACAAUUUUACAAACAAAUAAUAAACGAUACUUUUGGCCUGUCUCAAGGGUCUCAUAAUA
Drosophila gunungcola (fruit fly) is the source of this 1939-nucleotide messenger RNA. RefSeq lists its product as uncharacterized. NCBI's taxonomy places the organism in Eukaryota, Metazoa, Arthropoda, Insecta, Diptera, Drosophilidae. Bases 435 to 1274 code for a protein of 279 amino acids. The record is from RefSeq and is a predicted model, not a curated record. The transcript has 5 exons. Gene Ontology annotation, molecular function: oxidoreductase activity.